This is a messenger RNA of Fomitopsis serialis, 1773 nucleotides long. Its product is annotated as methylenetetrahydrofolate reduct. Gene Ontology annotation, biological process: tetrahydrofolate interconversion. Gene Ontology annotation, molecular function: FAD binding; methylenetetrahydrofolate reductase [NAD(P)H] activity. The record is from RefSeq and is a predicted model, not a curated record. The coding region runs from base 1 to 1773 and encodes 590 amino acids. The transcript has 12 exons. Lineage: Eukaryota; Fungi; Basidiomycota; Agaricomycetes; Polyporales; Fomitopsidaceae. Gene Ontology annotation, cellular component: cytosol.
AUGAAGCUCACGGAGAAGAUCGCGAGAUAUGACAAGGAUCGCCCCUGGUUCAGCUUUGAGUUCUUUCCGCCCAAGACAGAUCAGGGAUUUGAGAAUCUGCUCAUAACAUGGGGUGCUGGUGGAAAUACAAAAGAGAGGAGUCUCGAGCUUGCAGGGAUAACUCAAUCAGACCAUGGUGUCGACACUGUUCUCCAUCUGACAUGUACCAACAUGAAGCAGGGCUUGAUUGAAGAUGCAUUGCGCGACGCAAAGGCACGUGGGAUCGAGACAGUUCUAGCUCUGCGAGGAGAUCCUCCCCGUGGUCAAGAACACUGGAUACCUACGGACCCACGCUUCACGCAUGCCGUAGACCUUGUUCGUUUCAUCAAGUCCACGCCGGAAUUUGCGUCCGAUUUCUGCGUCGGCGUGGCAGCUUAUCCGGACGGACAUCCCGAUAAGGAGACCAGCGAGGAAGGAGAGCUAGACUUCCUGAAGCAGAAGAUCGACGCUGGCGGUGAUUUCAUUAUCACACAAAUGUUCUACGACGUCGAUGGCUUUUUAUCCUGGGUCAAGAAAGUGCGGGCGAAAGGUAUCACAGCACCUAUCAUCCCGGGCAUCAUGCCCAUUCAAACGUAUGCAUCCUUUCUGCGCAUGACCAAAUUAUGUGGGGCGCGGGUACCUCCGGAGCUCAUGGCUGAUCUUGUUUCAAUACGAAACGACGACCAGAAAGUCAAAGAUUAUGGCGUUGACCUCGCUGUCAAGAUGAUUCGACAGAUAACCGCCAGCGGUGACAUCCGUGGAUUGCUCUUCUGCACGCUCAAUCUGGAGAAGAGCGUUGUUCGCAUCCUGGAGCAUCUCCGCUGGGUUGGUGGAAGUUCGAAACCUGCAAAUUACCUCAUUGCGGAUACGCUGGUGGGACCGGAUGAACGUUCUAUUACUCCUCAUCACGCAGCAGAUUCUGCAGCAGUCUCCCUCGCUGUGGCAGGCCCACAGCCUGAGGGCGAGGCUGGCAAGGGCGAACUGAACAAUGCCGUCAGCUGGGACGACUUCCCAAAUGGUCGUUUCGGAGACUACAAGAGUCCCGCCUACGGUGAGACUGAUCUCUGGGGAAGCUCGUUCCUAUCUCGCAACCAAGCACUCGAGCAGUGGGGUAAUCCUCGAACGCUUGAGGACCUCACGACCAUGUUUCUCCACCACCUCCAUUCCAAGAUUGCUACGACACCAUUUUCUUCUACCCCCCUCUCUCCCGAGUCCCUCAUGAUCAUUGAACAUCUCGAACGGCUGACAAGGCAUGGUUGGUGGACCGUUGGCUCGCAGCCUGCGAUCAACGGCGCGAGCUCGGCGGAUGAGGUAGUGGGCUGGGGCCCGCGAGGUGGAUAUGUGUAUCAAAAGUGCUUCGUAGAAUGCUUUGUCGAGCAGAAGGAUCUUGAGAGGAUUGAGCGCAAGGUCAGAGAGAAGGGUGAAGGGUGGGUUGGUUACUACGCGGGGAACGUUACGGGUGAACUGCACACUACGGUGUCACAAGAAGGCAGGAAUGCCGUUACAUGGGGUAUCUUCCCCGGGAAAGAGGUCGCUCAAACGACAAUAAUCGAGGAAGAAUCGUUCCUCUCCUGGAAGGACGAGACCUUCGCCAUCUGGGAAGAAUGGGCGUCGUUUUUUCCUCCGGACUCCGACGAACGCAAGCUCUUGGACAGUGUGCGGAAUGAGCGGUGGUUAUUGACACUCAUUCAUCACGAUUAUUCGGAUCCCUCUGCUCUGUGGUCAUUCCUGUUCAAAGAUGAUCCUGUCUUCUAG